AAAAGGUCUCAACAGUCUCCUUCUAGCGGUAGAACUAGAAAUUCCAUUUAAACCCAUUGAAGGGUACUUUGCAAAGGUGUCAUAGACCGCCGAGAUCAAGUAACCCUCGUGAGUUUGGGUGUUACGUGACUUUUCAAAAUUGAGGUAACUGUCAUCUGUCGAAGGUCAAUUCAGCUUGAAUUACAGGCGCUAUCGUUUUUUCUAUAAUCAAAACAACACAACACCACAGCUGAACAGAGACUUUCUGAUUUAGUUCAUCAAUCCUUCUGGAACAGUGUAACCGAAACCACCUCUCCAAUGACGCUUUUUUGGAGGACUCUCCGAUUCGGUGUAAGGAAUGUACGCCUCAGCAGGCAAACGUCUUCUUGUUUCAACUUGUCCAGCUGGGCAUUUAAUUCCACCAAAUCAUCUACAACCAAUGCCAGUGUAUCAAUUGGGAAAUAUUUGCCUGUAAAUCAAUUAUGCAGGAGUUUCAGUACUCACAUCGAAAGACAACCUCAUUCAGAACAUUUCUUUCUUCGUCAGCUGUUUGAUAGGGAAAGUUGCACAUACACUUACCUCCUUGCUGAUGCAUUUACAAAAGAUGCUGUGGUCAUUGAUCCUGUCAUCCAGCUUGUCGACAGAGACCUAGAAAUUGUUAAGGAAUUGGGCCUUAACAUCAGAUAUGCUUUAAGUACCCAUAUGCACUCCGAUCAUACGACUACCGUCCAAAAGCUGAAGAAGUACCUUCCAUCAUGCAAAACUGCCAUUUCUGCUGCCAGUGGGGCGACCGCGGAUAUCUUAGUACGCCAUGGCGAUAUCAUUAAGUUUGGCCGACUUAAUCUAGAAGUACGAGCAACACCAGGACAUACGAACUGUUGCGUGACUUACGUAUGUCACGAAGAGGGAGUGGCGUUUACCGGGGACACUUUACUGAUAAGAGGAUGCGGCCGAACUGAUUUCGACCAAGGAGACCCGGAGACUUUAUAUAUGUCAAUUUUUAACCAGAUUUUCUCACUGCCAAACACACACAGGCUCUACCCAGGUCACGACUACAGAGGUCGAACGGUCACAACCGUUUACGAAGAAAAACGUUACAAUCCCCGAUUGACGAAAAGCCGAGAAGAAUUCAUUCAAAUCAUGAAAACCUUGAAUUUGGCCCACGCCACCGAUAACCAAAUGGAACAUUCCCUGCCAGACAGUUUUAAGUAAAAAUGUCCUGAUGGAUGAAUCUGUCACCUGAUGAACUGGAAAAUUUGAUCUUCUGAGCAGCGCUUUUUCUUUCCACAUCCAUUGUGUCAACAUGAUUUGCUAUUACAUGUUUAAACCAAUAUUACUUGGGAAUCUGAAAACAUUAUACAGUGAAAACAGCCCCAUUAUUUCCUUAUUUCUAUUUCACAUUGUCUGUAUGCCUUGAGAAUUUUCAAUAAAAGUUAAUCAAAAAACA
Molecule: messenger RNA, 1426 nt
Organism: Daphnia carinata
Lineage: Eukaryota; Metazoa; Arthropoda; Branchiopoda; Diplostraca; Daphniidae
Product: persulfide dioxygenase ETHE1, mitochondrial-like
Exons: 7
Coding region: 298-1191 (297 amino acids)
Biological process (GO): glutathione metabolic process; hydrogen sulfide metabolic process
Molecular function (GO): sulfur dioxygenase activity
Source: RefSeq, a predicted model, not a curated record